Molecule: messenger RNA, 2669 nt
Organism: Neurospora crassa OR74A
Lineage: Eukaryota; Fungi; Ascomycota; Sordariomycetes; Sordariales; Sordariaceae
Exons: 1
Coding region: 505-2340 (611 amino acids)
Molecular function (GO): zinc ion binding
Source: RefSeq, a predicted model, not a curated record
CUUCCCGUCGGUUGCGUCGCUCGCCCCCUCCGCCGUCUUCGGCUUUCGACUUCAUCUUCUUCUCGCCAUCGUCAACCACCAGCGCAUCUCCGAGACUACUCUGUGCCGCCGUGCAAGACAAUUCGGCGGUCACCUGCAGCGGCUGACCUGAACCAUGGAUAGGCACCGAGACUAGUCACAAUCAAGCCUGUGUCUGUUCCUUUUCUCCAGAUCCGCUGAGCCCCUCUCUCCAUCACCGCAUCAAUAUGAUUCUUGGAAAGUGGUGACCGCCUCGAACGAAGACACCUGCCCACUACACCACACCAACAGCAGUUAAAUACAGUCUCUAUAUAUCUUCAAUUUCCAAUUGCUUCCAACUCCCUCGAACAAUCCGCGCCGUGAUACCCAUCUCUUGUCCGAUCUUCAACAAUCAACAAACCAUCAAGUGGAACAGCAGGCCUCGGGCGAAUGGAAGACAACAAUAUCAACCCCUCUACACCAUAAUCAAGAAACCCCAAUCUGCCAAUGUCAUUCGAAAUGCCGCCACCGAAUACACCCGAAGAAGGAGUAGCAGCCCCUACGCUCUCCUCGCGAGCUGACGCACGCCGGAUUUUCGGCUCCGGGGUCCCCUCUACUAUCUACGGUUCUCCUGCCUCGUCCCCGGGCGGCUCCAGACGCAGCUCAGUUGCCGAUUACGGCCCGUAUCAAGUCCCUUCACGGGGUCAUACGCACCAUCAGUCUCAAUCUGGAAUCGACUACCAGGCGCUCGACUAUGCCCAACAGAUCGACGAGGCUUUGUUAUGUCCCAUCUGCCACACGCCCUUCUUCAUGCCCAUGACGACCAAGACGUGUGGUCACACCUUUUGCGCCUCGUGCCUCGACCGCGCUCUCGAGACCCAGCACGUAUGCCCUAUUGACCGCCGACCCCUCGACAUCAGCCGAGACAUUAGCCAGACCCGAACCCGCGUAAUACUCGACCAGCUCGACCGUCUCAAAGUCAAGUGUCCAAAUAGCGGCUGCGAUCAUGUUUGCUCGCGGGAGCUUCUAUACGCACACGUCGAACGUUAUUGCGGACAAACCCUUGUUCGCUGCCCCGACCAUCAUUGCGACGAGAUGAUCUGCCGGAAAGACGCGCGCCCCGAGAACGGGUGUCUCCAUUACGUUACGCCCUGUCCCUACUGCGAGAUGGCCAUUACUUUCAACGACCUCGAGAGGCACUACGACCAAGAGUGUACGGGACAAGAAGCCGAGUGCCCGCACUGCGACGCUGUCCUCGUCCGCCACCGUCUGGCCAAGCACAUUGCGACUGACUGCCGCGAGGUCGAAACACACUGCCAGUUCCGGAGCGCUGGGUGCAAACAGGUUGCGCGGAGGAAAGAUAUCGAGGAGCAUCUCAAGAACGGGUGCAUCUAUGAGGCGAUUGCGAAUCUCAUGCAGGCGCGGGAGGAAGACCACAAGAUUAUCAAUGAGUUGAAGGGACGACUAGACGCUCUAGACGGACGAACACGACAUCUGGAAAGAUAUGGUGGUGGUAGUGGUGGUGGUGGUGGUGCUGGCAGCAGUGGGGUACGGGAGUCAUCUGCAUUCACCAGAGCAGCGCCGCCAUCGUCAGGCCUAACCGCUGAUGCCCUCAACAACUUGAACCGUAUGCAGUCGGCCACGUCAGGCUACGCAGACAUCGACGAGGCCAAUCACAACAUCACGCUGGAUGACCUCUUUGAAACUUUCGACCAAGAAAACAACCACCACAAUGACAGCAACUACAGUAGCCCACAAGCGGCGGCGGCAGCGAUGGCGGCGGAUGCACCCCCGGCCCCGUGGGCACACAACAGUGGCGACGGGCCGUGGGAGUCACCAGAGGAUUACAUGCUUUCCCAGUUUGAGGCCAUGGAGGCCAAGAUUGAAGACUUGCGCAAGAUGAUGGUGGAGCUUGACGGGAGACACACAAUGAGGCUGGUCAAUGAUACGAUGAGGAUGAAUGAACAAAUCGCCGAGCUUGGGAGUAAAGUGGGAGUAUUAGGAAUGCAUACUACGUGGUUGAUGAGCAUGCAAAGGCAAAGUCGCGGACAGCAAAAUGGCUCUGGGUCAACGCCCGGGACUACGAGAUCAAAUAUUUCUGCUAGUGGUGGUGGCAGUGGUGGCGGCAGUGGCGGUACUGGUGGUAAUAACGAGGAGGGGAGAGGCAGGACGAAUGCGGCGGCGGCUGGUGCUUCCAACUCGUCAAGGACGGCUACACAGACACAGCAGAGUAGCAGAAAUGGUGAUGGAGAGAGUGCGAGAGGGAGGUAUCUCAAUACCAGUGAUAUCCCGCCGUUGAGGAGGAGUAGCGUGGGGAGGGGUGAGAAUCCACCUCGACUUUGAUGGAUGUUUGGGUUCGCCUUCCUGGGGCAGACACUGGGGUCAUAUAUUUCUGCUGCUGUGCCUCAGUGUCUGAGCCGUCCCGAACGGAAGUAACAGUGUCUGUUGGUUUUGGAAACAUACCAUAAUGGUCUGAAGGAGAAGAACGGGUAUGCAUAGGUUUUGUAUGUUGGCGUUUGGGAUGGAUCGGGAAAGCACUUGGAGGUUGUCUUAUUGCAACGUCGGGCCUUGGUCUAAAGCUUAGAUAGCCUAUAGACCAAAGAAUAUAGGAGACGAAUCAAACCUCUGUGUUGGAAUUUGGCACGCUUGAAAGAGCUAAUAGCAACUGAAAG